AGAAACCGAUUUAUUCCUAUUAUUUUGCUUUUUAAUGCUAUGAUUAAUUUCUUACCAUUGUAACGUAAGAAAAUUCUUAUAAUGAGACAAAAAGAAGUUCAUAAUACUAAUAUGAUGUGCAAUGUUGAUGAAAUAUACAUUAAUGAAAAUUUUAAGAUAGCCUUUGACAUCGUGAAUUCAAACUCUUUUCCUAUACUAAGUUACAUUGACACCUAUUAGCUAGUUUUCAGUUACUAAUGUAAGAAACUAAAGAGCAGAAUAAAAAUUUUAUCCCCAAAUCCUAUCAUCUCCUUUUUAAACUUGUAAAGCAUAAGACCUUGAAAGAGGAACCACGUGAGGAUUCUCAACUACGCAGACACACCAAUCAUGUUAUUGUUAAAUUUUGCUAGAGCGGGAAACCGCUACUUGAUAACGAGGAGGGUGGUCGGUUUUUAUUGUUUUUCGCGGAAGCAGUCAUUUGUGAUCAUGGAAGCAAAGGGGAAAUCCGUUUACGAGGAAGCUGUAUAUGCUCUGAAUGGAUUACAAAGUAAUUCUGCUGUUAUUCAGAAGGCCCGAGAAGAGAGAAGCACUAAAGCAUAUCUUAAUCUAGUAGAUACAGAAAGGCAUCUGAAAACUUUGGGUGUAAAUCUUGAAGAUUUGGAUGCCUUGAAUAUAAUACAUGUUGCUGGCACAAAAGGCAAAGGAUCAACAUGUGCUUUUACUGAAGCUAUUUUAAGAAAACAUGGCUUUAAAACAGGGUUUUAUAGUUCGCCACAUCUUAUAUCUGUAAAUGAAAGAAUUCGUAUUAAUGGCAAACCAAUCUCUAAAAAAGUAUUUGCUGAAUAUUUUUGGAAGGUUUACAAAAGCAUUCAGUCAAAUUUAAAGGAGGGCGAAUCAAUGCCACCAUAUUUCUUAUUCCUCACUGUAAUGAGUUUCUAUAUAUUUGUUAAAGAACAGAUUCAAGCUGCUGUAAUUGAGGUUGGAAUAGGAGGUCUGUGGGAUUGUACAAAUAUUAUUAGGAGACCAGUUGCUGUUGGUAUUACUACUCUUGGCAUUGAUCAUGUCAAUAUAUUAGGAAAAACUCUUGCGGAAAUAGCUGAACAGAAAGCUGGUAUUCUCAAGCCAAAUGUUCCAGCUUUUACUGUCCCUCAGCAAGAAUGUGCCAUGAGAGUUCUUCGUGAGAAGGCUGAAGUUGUUAAGUGUCCUUUACUCUUGUCACCGCCUGUGGAAGCUUAUGAAAAUACAAUAUCUCUAGGAAUUCAAGGAAUAGUGCAAAAUGUAAAUGCAUCUUUAGCUCUUCAGUUAACAAAUACUUGGCUGAGGCAAUCAAAAGGUCUAGAGCCUUUACAAGACAUCUAUCAUAAUUUUUCAAGCAAACCUAUAAAUGGUGAAUCUGACCAUAUACCUAUUUUAAUGGCUGACACUUUCCUUAUCAAUUCAAAUACUAAGGAAGCUUUGGAAACUUGUGUUUGGCCUGGUAGAUUUCAAACAGUGGAAAAAGGAAAAGUAAAUUUCUUCUUGGAUGGUGCUCAUACACAACAAAGCAUGAAAUAUUGUGCUCGUUGGUUCACUGAAGAGAGUCAGAGGCAUAGAGAACUUAGGGCCAACCAAACUGUUUUGAAAAUUCUUCUGUUUAAUUGUACUGGUGAGAGGAAAGCUGAAAGUCUCCUUGACCCUUUAGCUGACAUCAGUUUUGAUGUUGUCAUGUUUAGCCCAAAUCGGAUCAAUGUAAUGAAAGAUGCUUCAUCAGAUUUGAGUAAUUUCAUGGUGGAACCAGAAAAAGAAAUCCAGCAAUGCAUCACAAAUAAGGAAAUUUGGUGUCACCUCAUGAGAAGUUUAUAUGAAAAUGAAUUAAGUGCAUCAUCUGUCAGCAUCCAUGCACCAAGAGUUGAAACUAUAACAAAUGCUUCAAUGACUGAUAAUGCACUUUUGUUUCCUUCUAUUAGUAAUGCUCUCAAUUUCAUCUUUUCACCUGACUCUGUUUCAAAAAACGACGACAUUAAUGCAUCCUCAGUUGAUAGUUCCUUAUGCAAGCUGGUCAAAAAUGCUGAUCAUAUACAAGUUUUGGUUACUGGCAGCCUCCAUCUUGUUGGUGGAGUAUUAUCUUUAAUAGGUACUUGAUAUGCUUGUUAUGUUUGCUUGUUUAUUCAUAUGAAAUAUUUAUUUUUUUAAUGAAUUUUACUGUGAUUUUUAAAAAAUUUGUAUCCUUAAGUGCCUUUAUGACUUGAAUUAUUUUUGUAAUUAUUGUUUUUUAUGAUUGUUUUUUUUUAAUAAAACAUUUUUUUAUCUGUAA
Messenger RNA from Argiope bruennichi, 2272 nucleotides. RefSeq names its product folylpolyglutamate synthase, mitochondrial-like. The record is from RefSeq and is a predicted model, not a curated record. The transcript is spliced from 12 exons. The coding region runs from base 367 to 2100 and encodes 577 amino acids. Gene Ontology annotation, molecular function: tetrahydrofolylpolyglutamate synthase activity; ATP binding. Gene Ontology annotation, biological process: tetrahydrofolylpolyglutamate biosynthetic process. Gene Ontology annotation, cellular component: cytosol; mitochondrion; cytoplasm. Lineage: Eukaryota; Metazoa; Arthropoda; Arachnida; Araneae; Araneidae.